AGCCGCUUCAAGUCUUCGAGUGGCCUUUUCGGAAGCAGCCUCUGAUCCCCUUUGCGUGUACGCCCUGCGCUCUCUCUCGCUAGUUUGCUGUCGCCAUGGCGGAAACUGCUCUUCAAGGCGGCGAGAAGGCCAAAAUCCUCGCGCUGUUCAGACGCUUCGACGACGCUGGAAGCGGCACCCUCGACGAGGAUCGGGCGGAUCCGAGCCGUCCUGGCGGCCCUGGACCCCGCGGGGCUCGCCGCGCGCGAGGGCGCGGUCUCGCAGCUGCUCGCCCGGGUGGGCCCCGCCCCGGCAGGGAAGGUCCACUACGAGGCGCUCCUGGAGCUCCUCUGGGAGGCCGAGGCCGGGCCGCCCGCGGCCCUCGCGGAGGCGCCGCCGCCCCCCGCGGCAGAGGGCGGCCCGGAGGCCGCGGUGCACGGCGUGCUGGUCGUGGGCCGCCGGGGCUGCGGGAAGACGUCCCUGGCCCUGUCGCUGCUGGCGCAGGCCGCGGGCGCCUACCCCUCCCGCAAGGACCCCGAGAUUCAGGCCAAGCGCAGCACGAUGUUGAAGGAGAGACGAUGGUUGCGACGGGCCAGCCUUACGAGCUCUCGGUCUGCGAGCGCACCAGCACCUCAAUUGGGCGCACCGUUGUCGUCGACACCCCUCCCUACGGGCACGGCGCGCGGUCAGAGAGGCCACUCCGCCCGCAGGGCACACGCAUUCCGCAGUGGCUCUCCAUCGUCCUCAACGCCCACGGUUUGCAAUCAAAGGCCGUUGUUCUCACAGUCGAUGGGACCGACACACCUCUGUGGGAGGAUGACGCUCACUGCGCGGACAUCGCAGCCCUCAUUGCUGCCCUGAGAAGGGAGUCCGUCGGAGUGUCUGUCGCGGUGACAAAGCUCGGGAGGCAGAGGGAGAUCGCCUUGUACGACGCCAGCCACGGCAAGCACCAUGGUGGCCAGGUAGGGCGGGAUCCCCGCUCUGGUUACGAGACGUUCGCGAGCAGAUAUGUAGAGAAGGUCGGCGCCGCCUUGCGGGCCAAGGUGUCUCGGAUCGACGAUGCCGCAGAAGAGCUCGAGCAGCCUUCUUUCCUGUGCGCGGGAAAAACGAUCUUCGACGUGCCAACCUGGUCGGGCGCUGACGAGUUCAAGUCUUGGCAGCAGAAGCGAGGCACCGCUGAGCCUCCGAACUUCAGCUACGCGACAGCUCGCCUGAGGAGGCUCCUCCAGUCCACCUCGGAGCAGGCGCCCCCGGCCUCUGCAUCGGCGCGGCUCUGAGACCGGACGAGGCCGCGCUGCAUGUGCAGCUCCGUGCUUUUUAUCAUUAGCCGCUCGGGGCGCACUGCACUGCACCGCUGCCUGCCCUGCCCUGCUGCCAACACGGCAGCACCCCCGGCCAGGCUGUCGAAUGACGUGCGCGCGAGCGCGCUCGCGCGGCCGCUGAGCCCCGCGCUGUCGGGUCCUGCGAGGGCGGCGGACGAGUCGGCGCUUCGGCGGCGGCGCGCAGCGUGCGCGGCCCAGGGCGCCUUCGUCGGUUCGGGUCGCGAAUCCCGCGCCCACCCGGCAGGACACAGAAGGCACUCCCGGCAUCCGGCCGUUGCCUCCCUGCUGAUG
Molecule: messenger RNA, 1592 nt
Organism: Prorocentrum cordatum
Lineage: Eukaryota; Dinophyceae; Prorocentrales; Prorocentraceae
Source: the annotation of a GenBank genome assembly